Molecule: messenger RNA, 930 nt
Organism: Morchella sextelata
Lineage: Eukaryota; Fungi; Ascomycota; Pezizomycetes; Pezizales; Morchellaceae
Exons: 3
Coding region: 1-930 (309 amino acids)
Source: RefSeq, a predicted model, not a curated record
AUGAAGGUUGCUGUUGCAGGCACUGCGGGGCUGGCUCGGAGUAUAGGAACAGCAAUUUUGGAGGAGAAGCGCCAUGAAGUUGUGAUUUUAUCUCGAUAUGAACGGCCAGAUAUGGUAGAUCAAGGAUUCAUAGUCAUUCGUGUCGACUACCAAGUUCCAGAAUCGCUGGUGACGGCCUUGUCUGGUGUUGAUACCGUUAUAUCAACCGUGUCCAAAGAGCCUCAGCUCAUACUCAUAGAUGCUUGUAUAACCGCAGGUGUUCGCCGCUUCGCCCCAGCAGAGUUUGAAGGUGUACCUUCCGUACGCCCUAUUAUCGAACUAUGCCGAGACAGAAUCACAACGCUGAACCGACUCCGAGAGGUGCAAGAUCAAAUACAGCCAACUGUCUUUUCGUGUGGUUUCUUCUAUGAGUGGUUUUAUCCUGGAGGACUUAUCAAUUCCGGGGCCAGUAUGGGGAACACCUGUCCGGUGGCUGGAUUUGGGCAAGCUGGCUCGCUUUUGGCGGACAUAGAUAAAGGAAAGGCGAGGAUUCCUGUUCUCGACAACGCAGAUACCGACAUCUAUAUUUGUCUUACUUCUGUAGAGGAUGUGGGCAAAUUUGUGGCCAGGUGCCUGGACAUUGAAGACUGGCCAGACCAUUUGAGGAUGUGUGGAGAGAGAUUGACGCUCUCGGAGCUUGUGAAAACUAUUGAAGAGAUUAGAGGACAAGCUUUAGAUGUGACCUACCUGACAAUCGAUGAUCUUAAUGAUAAAUUCAUGGACGCUGAGGAAGUUCAAGAUUCAGGCGAAGCGUUUCAACUCGAGGUUAUGAUGGCGGUUCAUAGAGGGGAAUUCGAUUUUCCUAUGGCAAACGUCAACAAGCUGUUUCCUAAGUUUAAGCCGAUACCACUGAAGAGCUGGCUUCAGGAUCUCUGGGGUGAAAUGAAAUGA